This is a messenger RNA of Haliotis rufescens (red abalone), 2469 nucleotides long. Its product is annotated as low-density lipoprotein receptor-related protein 12-like. The transcript has 5 exons. Bases 496 to 1272 code for a protein of 258 amino acids. Lineage: Eukaryota; Metazoa; Mollusca; Gastropoda; Lepetellida; Haliotidae. The record is from RefSeq and is a predicted model, not a curated record. Gene Ontology annotation, molecular function: protein binding.
AUAACUGGAAUAAUGUUAAAAGUGGCGUUAGCCCAACUCACUGACUCACUCAUCAUGAUUGGUAAAAUACGCGGACGUACUCAGGAUUCAUUCAGCCUUUCAACCUCUAUUUCGAGCGGAAGUGAAACUGUACUUAUAACGAAGCUCCAUUCAUGAAUCCAUCUCUUCGUAGUCAAAACGCAUGUUUAUAUUUAAACGUAUUACAUCCUGAUCACAUGUUCACUGACCUUGUUAAAUAAUAGCUCUGACUAAACAGCAUAGGAGUGUUGUUAAUGCAGUCUGAACCGUCCAUAGUCAAACCAGCUCCGUAUCAAUGGCCCGCUGACAUCACACCACGGUGAUAUCUUAUCACGGUGAUAGACAAUGUAUAUAUCAUACAUGCGUGAUGUGUAUCACACAUAGCUUUACCCGUGUCCCGUCACUAUCUCCUUCCCUGGCCAAAAUUUCAUCGUCACGAUAUUGUGUAGGAUUAGUAUCGAAGCUGACUGACAGGAUAUGGAAACGUGGAUCUGUUUCGUGGGUGUUCUCCUUGGUGUGUGUACAUUUCAAGGCAGUGUGACAGGCAUUACGCAUUUUCCUACGAUACACUACCUGAACGAAGAAUGCGACCUCACAAUCCGUUCCGUGUAUGACAUGCGAAUUAAGCUGACCGCUGACCCUGUCCUACCUCUCAAGGUCAACUGGACGUGCAGAAUCGUCGUAGGGGCGGACCCUGCCGGGGAUAUGCUCCUGACGCUAUACAGGGACAUGGACACCGUCGGCAGUGACGGGUGUAGGACGAAUGGUCUUAAGAUUUAUGCAUCUAAUGGGACAUUGCUGAAUGGUCCCGAUGGUAACUGUGGAGAAGUGACCCCUACCGGACAGUUUGAGUCAGGGGGAAGCACUCUGACGUUUGAAUUCUACACAGACUCCUCCGAGCAACAAGGCAACUUUGACAUGCUCGUCACGACGAUAUCACACAGCAACGGCACGUGUCCACCGGAGAAGUUUCACUGUAAAAAUAAGCGUUGUGUAUCGAAGUACGUGACCUGCAACGGCUUCGACGACUGCGGGGACGGCAGUGACGAGAUACAGGGAUGUGGGUCCUCGCCGAAGAUCGUCCUCAUCUGUGUCGCAGCAGUUUUGGUCGCCGCUGUCGUCGUGUCAAUGAUCAUCUUUAUCGCCAAGUACAGGAAGAGGAAGUACAGACGGUUAUCUCGGAAUUCUGAAUCGCAUGGCCACCAUCAUCAUCAUCACCAUGGCUCCCACAAAGGAGGCUACCAGAACUACUGAUCAGACAGACAUAACGGACUCCCGCGGAUACUGCGGACAUUUGCUUCCGUGAACCCUUAAUGUGAAAGAUGUUCUUUCAUUCUUGACCACGUGUCUCGUGAACAAUGUACUGGCGGACCCCCAGUCCUAUUCCAGUCUUAAACUGAAAGCCGUUCAUCCGUUCUCGUCCGAACAGUGUCUCAAUGAACAAUGCAGAUGUACCAUGAUUGCUCUGCUUCUAUUGAGUUCUAAUCCAGUCUUAAUGCGAUUCCCUCACAUGGGUACAAUGUGUGAAUUUUAAACUUCAACGCCUGACAAUAACCAGUCUUGCUCAUCUAUGGUGUUCCCCGCUGUGAUGUCGCUGGAAUAAUGCUAAAAGUGGCUUAAAACCAUACUCACUCACUCAACUUAUAAGUGAAAACUGUUCAUCCGUUCCGUCCGAAUCAUGUUUCAAUGAACACAUUCUAUUCACCUGUUCCUCCUUUAGGUCAGGAGAAGACGGCAACACAAGCUACACAUGUAGGUCAUGUGUAUGUUGUACUCUGUACGUGAGUGAGUAUUGUUUUACGCCGCAUCUAGUAUUAUUCCAGCAAUAUCACGGCGGCGGGCGCCAAAAAUGGGCUUCACACAUUGUACCAAUGUGGGGAAUCGAACCCGGGCUUUCGGCUUGACGAGCGAACGCUUUAACCACUAGGCUACCCCACAGCUUCACAUACGGAUUUCGACCAAACUGGGACUCAUACACCUCGGACAAAACUAGAAUUGAUAUUUGAUAUUGUUCUGUUUCAAGUGUUUUAGCCUACGGAUUACACGACCGCCUCUGCGGUCUUGUGGAUAGAGCGUCUGCUCUCAGAGCAUAUGGUCGUGGGUUCGAUCCCCGGCCGCGUCAUACAAAAAGACGUUUAAAGAUGAUACUUGUUGUUACAUGCAGCCAAACACACACAUGUGCAUGCACGUCGCUAUAUUAGGGCAAUAAUCUUGAACGCGACGUUCAACCAAUUUCACCUCAACUCACGAAUUACUCUUAUUCCUAAAUCGAUAAUGUGUUUAUACCGUGCCUGGGUUCCGAGCUUCGAAUCGAUGUUACACACACCAAACCACUGUUGAUAUGUGGGGGCACGGGUGGCCCAGUCGUCUAAGGCGCCGCGAUUCGCUGUGCAGAAUUGCGUCCCUUGGGCACGCCAGAAACCUAUGAUUGUGGGUUCGAAUCCCGGUUCG